AUGGCAACAUUUUGCAGACGAAAAUCUCGUGAACUAGCCGACGCUAAAGAUAUUCCCGGGUCUCAUACGUAUGAGCUUUUGUGCAAUCAAUUAUGGGCCUUGUUACCUAGCUUUUGUAAUAACCCGAAAGAUAUAAGCGAUAGCUUUAAAAUGAUGGCCAGAGUUUUAGGGUCUGUGUUAAAAGAUAACCCGGAGUUUAGGUCGUCAGUUAUGGCGGGGUUAAGGAAGUUGAUUUCUUCUGCGGAAAUUGAGGAAGAUAAAUUGGAAUUAGCAAAAUAUGCGAAAAAUUAUGUCCCGAUAUUGUUGAAUGUUUAUAUGACGCCAGCGAAAGGUAAUACGGCGGAGGGACAGCGGUUGGCAGCAUUGGACACUAUACAGGUUUACCUAACAAUAAGCGAUCAGUCGCUACGGCAAGAACUCUUCGAUAACUCAGUAAAACAGCUAGAAACAUCAGAAAACAAUCAUUUUCAACGCGAAUCAAUAUUAGAUAUUAUUCGAAUACUUGUUCUGUACCAAAAUAGUGCCCAAAUAGCCAAUUUAUUUGAGAAAUGGGUUUAUCCACUGUGUGAAACGGUUCUCGAAAACCCGAAGAAUCAAAAGAAAGCCAAAAAGAAUGAAAUAGAAGAAAAUAAAGAAAACGGUAAAAUGGAAGCGGACGUUCAGCAAACAAAAUUAAGGCAUAAAGACAAAGCUAGAUUAAUAGAAAUGGAACAUAAAAAGGCCUAUAGGAUUCUAGAAGAGAUCUUCAAAAGCGAGAGUGAGAGUUGCAAAGAGUUCCUAAAAGAGAGUUAUAAGAAGAUCAAGAAACUCUUAAUGACGUCGCUGAAUAAAGUGGCUGACAGCAGUAAGGCACCUAGGUUAAGAUGCAUAGAACACUUUAUAAGCCUAUCUGCACCAAAUUUGAGUGCAGACAGCAAACUACUGAAGUCAGCAAUUGCGGAGGCGGUUAUAUGCACCAAGGAUAUUAAUUCAAAGUGUAGACAAUGCGCCUUUAACUUGAUCAGCACUAUUGGGAAUGUAUUGAAGACUCGGGAUGGAGGUAUGACAGCGUAUAUAGAAAUGCUAGAAGCAGGUCUCUCCGCACCACUUCCGAGGGUAGUUGGAGCUACAAUCAGAGCAUUAGCUUCUGCACUUUUCAAUUUAUCUGAAGAUAUGGGUCUAACAAUUGUUCAGGAGCUGCUGGAAAAGAUGGCUGCGCAAAUGCUGAAUACCAACAGAGAGAUUGUCGCUGCUGCUAUGAGUUUUCUCAAGGUCUACACAAAGGUAAUUCCGAAGGAUGUCAUAGCGGGAAGUCUCCCACUCAUAUUUAGAACACUGUCCUGUAUGAAUGAGGACUGUAAGCGACACUCUAGGGUAGAAAUUGGGUAUUUCUUAUCCCGAAUGACUAGGAAAUUUGGCGCUGAAACGGUGGAAAAAUUGAUUCCAAGAGAAGACGAAGUCAUGUUGCGGAGGCUGAGAAAUAUCAGGAAGAUUGAUAAUAGGAAGAAGAGAAUGAAGGACGGACAAAGGGAUCAAGAGGCAGAUUCGGAUGACAACCUUCAUGUGAAAGGUGUCUCUAAGACCUUGGAAGACAUUCUCAAGGACUCAGAUUCUGAACUGGAGGAAAUGGAGGAACGGCCCAAGGCCAAAGCUAAAAAGGGAAGAAGCCAGGCUUGGAUCCAAGACGAUCCCGAAAAUAUCGUGGACUUGGCUGAUAUGUCCUCUUCUAGGAAGAUUACAGCGACGGAUCCAAAACAAAAGAAGAAAUCUAUGGAAGAAAAAAGUCAAAAGAAGAAAGACGGUGGUUUUAGGACGGCAGCUGAUGGAAGACUCAUCAUCAGUGAUGAAGCUUUUGAUGGUGAUGAUGAUGAUGAUGAUGAUACCAAACCUAGUGGAGAUAUUGAUACAGAUACUGAUGAUACAGAUGAUGAAGGCAAAGAAAAACCAUCGAAACUCCUGAAAACUGGAGCCAAACGCAAAUAUGACGACAUUCUUAGUAUAAAGAGUGGUAAAACAGCAAGAAGUCGAGCGUCUACAGCCACUGUUGUCUCCAAAUAUAAAGCUGGAGGAAAGGGUAUCCAUCGACCCCUUAGUUCUGCAGCAUCAGUGACGUCAGCGGGUACAGAUUACCGCUCAAAGAAAGCAAAGGGUGACAUCAAGAAGAAAGGUAAACCUGACCCCUACACGUACUUACCACUGUCAAGGAAGAAUCUUAAUAAGAGGAAAAAGGCUGUUACAACGCAACAAUUUAAGGGAAUUGUUAAAUCUAAAACGAAGGCAAAACUCAAGUUUAAGAAGUGA
Pieris macdunnoughi is the source of this 2280-nucleotide messenger RNA. NCBI's taxonomy places the organism in Eukaryota, Metazoa, Arthropoda, Insecta, Lepidoptera, Pieridae. The record is from the annotation of a GenBank genome assembly.